Molecule: messenger RNA, 2963 nt
Organism: Nycticebus coucang (slow loris)
Lineage: Eukaryota; Metazoa; Chordata; Mammalia; Primates; Lorisidae
Gene: BROX
Product: BRO1 domain and CAAX motif containing
Exons: 14
Coding region: 493-1728 (411 amino acids)
Source: RefSeq, a predicted model, not a curated record
GCUCCCCUCAGCACCGGAACCCGAGCCAACGCCUUCUUUCAUUUCUGGGGAAGAGGCCGCAGCUCAAGAGGAAAAACCAAGAAGGGGAAGUUGGAGAGGGCUGAUGAACAAUGUGUUCUGAGGGGUCUGAAACACCGCGGCAGCCACUCCACCUCUGAGCGGCGCGAUAGCUGUCAUGGUCCCCGGACCACGUGACUCCGGAUAGACGCCGGUCCCGCUUUGCGUCGCUCUAUUUCAGUAGUCUUGAUUCUCCGCCUCCCUCCUUUUCUUGGAGAAAGGACUCCAGUACUGCCUUUCUUCCCUCAGGAGGACUGCUGUACAGACCCAGAAAUUCGGAUGCCUGUUAGGAAAGAAGCACAAGCUGGUGUCGGCGCGUGCGCACGGUUGCGCCCGCCGCCCGGUCUCGACCGGGCACCGGAGGAAGAGGCUGCGUGGUAAACAGGAAGUGGACGCUCCAAGCUCUGGGCGACGCUCUGAAAACAUCUGGAGAAAAUGACCCAUUGGUUUCAUAGGAACCCAUUAAAAGCCACAGCUCCUGUUUCUUUUAAUUACUAUGGUGUAGCCACUGGCCCUCCUGCUUCAAAAAUUUGCAAUGAUUUGAGAUCAUCCAGGGCACGCCUCCUUGAACUGUUUACUGAUUUGAGCUGUAAUCCAGAAAUGAUGAAGAAUGCAGCAGAUUCGUAUUUUUCGCUUUUACAAGGUUUCAUAAAUUCAUUGGAUGAAUCUACUCAAGAAAGCAAAUUACGAUAUAUUCAAAAUUUCAAGUGGACUGAUACAUUACAAGGACAGGUUCCAAGUGCCCAACAGGAUGCUGUUUUCGAAUUAAUUUCCAUGGGAUUUAAUGUAGCUUUAUGGUAUACCAAAUAUGCUUCAAGACUGGCUGGAAAAGAAAAUAUAACAGAAGAUGAAGCAAAAGAAGUCCAUCGAAGCCUAAAAAUUGCAGCUGGGAUUUUUAAACACCUAAAGGAAAGUCACAUCCCCAAACUUAUUACACCUGCAGAAAAGGGAAGGGAUUUAGAGGGACGGCUCAUAGAAGCUUAUAUUAUCCAGUGUCAGGCUGAAGCUCAAGAAGUAACAAUUGCUCGAGCAAUUGAACUAAAACAUGCUCCUGGACUAAUUGCUGCACUGGCAUAUGAAACAGCCAAUUUCUAUCAAAAAGCUGAUCAUGCUUUAUCCAGUUUGGAGCCUUCAUAUUCUGCUAAAUGGAGAAAAUAUCUUCACUUGAAAAUGUGUUUCUACACAGCUUAUGCUUUCUGUUAUCAUGGUCAGACUUUAUUGGCUAGUGACAAAUGUGGAGAAGCAAUCAGGUCUCUCCAAGAAGCAGAAAAAUUUUAUGCAAAAGCAGAAGCACUAUGUAAAGAAUAUGGAGAAACCAAAGGACCUGGGCCAACAGUUAAACCUUCAGGACAUUUGUUCUUUAGGAAACUUGGAAACCUUGUGAAGAAUACCCUAGAAAAAUGUCAAAGAGAAAACGGGUUUAUUUACUUUCAAAAAAUUCCAACAGAAGCCCCACAACUGGAACUCAAAGCAAAUUACGGUCUUGUAGAGCCUGUACCUUUCGAAUUUCCUCCCACAAGUGCUCACUGGACACCAGAAACAUUGGCUGUGUUUGAUCUCACCAAGAGACCCAAAGAUGACAGUAUCAAACCCAAACCAGAAGAAGAAGUAAAACCUGUGAAAGAGCCAGAUAUCAAACCUCAAAAGGACACUGGCUGCAGCAUCUCCUAAAAUACACCUGAACUGCAAUAUGCACUUAGAAUUUCUCUACUAGCAAAUAAGAUAAACUACAGAACUUUAGUGUAUAUUUCUCGAAAUGAUUUCUCUGAAGCCUGUUGAAUAAUUAUUACAUUCAGAGGGAAUCUGCCUUCAGUUUAUUUGUUCUUGAUUUUUAAUACAGUGAAGCUAUUUCAUGCUUUGCUUUUGGAUUCUCCUUUUUAGUCAGGACAACAUUUGAAAGAUUUUAUUGUGUCUCUAAAGGGUAUAUUCUUGAGUUGGGUCAUUUUUUUGGAACUCUUGGUAGUAAGUUUCAGGCUAAUAUAUAAUAGCCCAAAUCAUACCAUUUCAGGUCUUUUUCUAUCUUAACAAAAAUGUUCCUCCUAUUCUAUAACAGAAGAAUGCCAGAAAUUAGUUUUUUUUUUGUUUGUUUGGUUUUUUUGACAUACUCUCAUUUUGUUGCCCAGACUAGAGUGUAAUGGUGUGGUCAUAGCUUACUAUAACCUCAAACUUUCAGGCUCAACUCAUCCUCCUGCCUCAGCAUCCUGAGUAGCUGCCACUGUAGGCGUGUGCCACCACAUCUGGCUACAUUUUUUUUAUUUUUUGAAGAGAUUGGAGUCUCGCUCUAUUGCUCAGGCUGGUAUCAAACUCCUGGAGGACCUCAAACAGUCCUCCUGCUUCAGCCUUGCAAAGUGCUGGGAUUACAGGUGUAAACCACCAUGCUCAGCAGGAGUUAAUUUUUUAACAGAAAGACAUCCUUACCCUUACCAUUGUGUUAAUUGGAACCGAGACUUGGCAACCGAGACUUGACUUGUGUUAAUUAGAACCGAGUUACUUCUCUUUCAUGAUGGGGAAAAAUAGUCCCUCAAAGAUCAGAAAACCAUCAUACCAAACCUUUUACAUUUAUUAGAAUCUAUAAUUUAAAAAUCGGUGUGUAUAACUAUGUUAAGACCUUUGAAAGGGUAUCCCUAUUCCAGGACCCUGGGCUUCAUUCGGUCUUAGUACUCCUACAAUGAUUUUUACGAGUACCUUUUCUAAUGGGGUUUUUACUUAAGAGGACAGAACUUUGUAACAGUUCUUACUGUUUCUAUAUAGGAGGAGAUAGUAAGAAUGGAAAUGUUUUUUGAAGAAGUGAUAUACUGCAUGAUGUAAAGAAAAAAUUUGAAACUUAGAUAGGUUGUCCUGAAUUACGCUGGUAAUUUUCUACUUCUGUGUUAAAGAAGUUACAGUAAAAUGGCUUUGUUUCCUGA